This is a messenger RNA of Pezoporus flaviventris, 925 nucleotides long. It is a transcript of the gene PSMB4, whose product is annotated as proteasome 20S subunit beta 4. The record is from RefSeq and is a predicted model, not a curated record. The transcript is spliced from 7 exons. The coding region runs from base 16 to 798 and encodes 260 amino acids. Gene Ontology annotation, cellular component: proteasome core complex. Lineage: Eukaryota; Metazoa; Chordata; Aves; Psittaciformes; Psittacidae.
CGCACCGUCACCAAGAUGGAGGCCGGGACCGCACGGAUGCCGCCGCCGCCGCCGUUCUGGGCCGGGGGCCCGGCCCCGGGGCAAGCGCACGACCCCUGCGCGCCCGGCCCCGCCGCGGGCGUCCUGCCCCGCACCGGCACCCUGAGCCCCAUGGUGACGGGCACGUCGGUGCUGGGGGCGAAGUUCGACGGAGGGGUGAUCAUCGCCGCCGACAUGAUGGGCUCCUACGGCUCCCUCGCCCGGUUCCGCGGCAUCUCCCGGCUGCUGAAGGUGAACGACACCACCAUGCUGGGAGCCUCGGGGGACUACGCCGACUUCCAGUACCUGGCGCAGGUCAUCGACCAGAUGGUGAUCGAUGAGGAGCUGCUGGGAGACGGGCACAGCUACAGCCCGAAAGCCAUUCAUUCCUGGCUGACAAGAGUCAUGUACAACCGGAGGUCCAAGAUCAACCCGCUCUGGAACACCGUUGUCAUCGGAGGCUUCUACAACGGCGAGAGCUUCCUGGGUUACGUGGACAUGCUCGGCGUCGCCUACGAAGCCCCCACGCUUGCGACGGGUUACGGAGCGUACCUGGCUCAGCCGCUGAUGAGGGAAGUCCUGGAGAAGAAACCCAGCCUCACGCAGGAGGAGGCCCGCGACCUGAUUGAGCGUUGCAUGAAGAUUCUGUACUACAGGGACGCUCGGUCCUUCAACAGGUAUGAAGUAGCUAUCGCGACGGAGAAAGGGGUGGAGGUGGAAGGACCCCUGACCCUGGAAGCCAACUGGGACAUAGCUCACCUGGUCAGUGGCAUCGAGUGACCCCUGGAGAGCUGGCCAGGCUGCUGUGUCCACGUUACCACCCUUUGUAUGUGCUGUAAAUCUGAUGCUCCUUUUGAAGCUCUGAUUCUGGGUUGUUUUGGAAGUGAAAUAAACCUGUUAAGACAAA